UACGGUUCUGGAAAACAUGGAAAUUAAUUUGGAUCUUGCCUACAACUGCAGCUGGUCACACUGGAGAGAAGAACAACAACAUUUGGGCUGCGCGACGAAGUGCACGAAAAAAUUUUCGUUCGUGAAAUUAUUAUAAAUUGACAAAUUGGCAAAAUUCUCCGUCGGCCAAAAAAUUAAACAAAAAACUCGUCAGUAGUCACGUGGUUGCGUCGGUUUGAGCUAAUUUCGAUCUGUGUUCGUGCUCCCGUCUAUAUCCAACACGGAUUAUAUAUAGACAAAGAAGUCCAGUUAACGUUACGCAAUUGAAAGUGUGUUUGUGAACGUACGGGAGUGUUUGUGUGUGUGUGUAAUCCGCCCGCCUGCCCCUCUCUGCAGUCGGACAAAAUGCAGCACGAUCUCUAUCGAUGGGCGUCCACAAGUCAUCAGUAAAUUAAAACCAAAGAAAGGGAGACGCUAGUGAGUGAACGGCACAGCAAAGCACGCGAAGGAACGGGCCAAAAGAAGAGCCAGAGAGAACAUCAGCUGGAUAGGCUUCGACACCUCGAAUUCGGACUCCGAUCGGGGGACUCGACUCGGUCCCAACAUGGCCGCCGCGCACAGCCACCACAACGCCAACCUCCUAAGCUCGGACAUCUCGCGGCGCAAUCCGCAGGAUGAAUACGAGCUCAUUCAGAAGAUUGGCUCCGGCACCUACGGCGACGUAUACAAGGCGAAACGAAUACAGAGCAAUGAGCUGGCCGCCAUCAAGGUCAUCAAGCUGGAGCCCUCCGAUGACAUACAGAUCAUCCAGCAGGAGAUCAUAAUGAUGCGCGACUGCCGGCACCCGAACAUCAUCGCCUACUACGGGUCGUACCUGCGGCGGGACAAGCUCUGGAUCUGCAUGGAGUUCUGCGGCGGCGGGAGCCUGCAGGACAUCUACCAGGUGACGGGACCGCUAUCCGAGAACCAGAUCGCCUACAUGUGCCGCGAGACGCUCAAGGGCCUGGAGUACCUGCACUCCAUGGGCAAGAUGCACCGCGACAUCAAGGGCGCCAACAUCCUGCUCACGGAGUACGGGGACGUGAAGCUGGCCGACUUCGGGGUCUCGGCCCAGAUAACGGCCACGAUCAACAAGCGGAAGAGCUUCAUAGGGACACCCUACUGGAUGGCACCCGAGGUGGCCGCCGUGGAGCGCAAGGGCGGCUACAAUCAACUAUGUGAUAUUUGGGCCUGUGGCAUCACGGCAAUCGAGCUUGCUGAACUGCAGCCACCGAUGUUCGAUCUGCAUCCGAUGCGAGCCCUGUUCCUGAUGUCGAAGAGCGGCUUCAAGCCGCCCACACUGGGCAACAAGGACAAGUGGAGUCCCACAUUCCACAACUUCAUCAAGACGGCGCUGACGAAGAACCCCAAGAAGCGACCCACCGCCGAGCGCCUGCUGCAGCAUCCCUUCGUCCAGUGCGAGAUGUCGCUGCGGGUGGCCAAGGAGCUGCUCCAGAAGUACCAGAGUCCCAAUCAGCAGUUCUACUACUAUCUCGACGGCGAGGAGGAGACGGUGGCCAGUGUUCCGCAGCGGAUACCCAGCAAGAUGACAUCACGCACCAAUGGAGUUCCAGCCCAGAAUCACACGCUGAAAACAGCCAUGACGACAAACUCCAUGUGGAACGAGCGAUCCUCUAGUCCCGAGACGUUACCCAGCGACAUAGCCACUCUGCCAUUGCACGACACGGGAUUGAAAGAUUCCAUCGGCCCCGAGUGCAGCUGCUCCUCCCACAACGGGAUAGUUGGCGUAGGAAGAGGUGGAGGAGGAGUAGCAGGAGGAGGCGGAGGUGGAGGUGGAGGCGGGGCAAACGGUAGCAGCAGCGGAGGCGGUGGCAGUGCCCAAUAUGGAGCCGGAGUCGCAGUCGGAGUCGGAGGAGGCAAUCAUCACCAGCAGCCCCACACCCACACCCACCAUCAUCAUUAUCAUCAACUGCAGCAGCAGCAACAGCAGCAUCCACAGCCACAGCUACAACCACAGCAAGCACAUCAGCAAUCGCAUCAGCAUCCACAGCAUCAGCAUCUCCAUCAGCUCCAUCAGCAGCAAUCGACCACCGCUUUGACAUCGUCCAGCACCAGCAGCGCCUUGGCCACCUCGGCGGCCCACAAUCCCAAUUGCAACUCGAACCCCAUCAGCUCCUCCGCCUCGCUGGCCUCGAUGCCGGAUCUGAGCUCCUAUCUGGGCCUGGGCCUGGGCAUGGGCGUGGGAAUGGGCAUGGGCCUGGGCCUGGGAUUCUCCAAUCUCCGCACCACGAGCAUUGGCGAUGGGGACGACGACGGCCUGGUGGAUGUUGACAUUGCCAUGAAUAACGCUGCUCCAACGACCUCGGCUGCUGCCGCCGCCGUCCCAGGUUCAGGUUCGGGAGCGGGCACGGUUACUGGGUCCGGCUCUGGGUGCUCCGCCUCUGCCGCGCAUUACCUGAGGCACAGCAGCAAUUAUCGCUCCGCUGCGGCUGCGCAGGCGUCUCAGACCGCCCAUCCUGCCCCCUCGCCGGCGUCUGCGAAUCCGAACGCGAACGGGCAUGGGAACGGUCAGGGCCAGGGCCAGGGCCAUGGCCACGGCCACGGGUUGAUCUCAUCCAGCAUAUCGUCCUCCGCGUCAUCAGCUUCGUUUUAUAAUCGCCUACUACUCCUCGAUAAUUCCAGCGGCGAUGCAGUUGGCGGCAGCGGCGGAGGUGGAGGCGGCGGCGUCGCCGGCGGCAGCUGCGGUGUCGGUGCCACCAACGGUGUCGAGGCCGAUGCCACACCCCCGCCUGUGACGCAAUCGAUCGGCGACGGCUUCAUGCAUUCCAGCUGCCCCACGGCCAGCCUCGGAGCAGCGGCGGCGGCCGACGACGCUGCGGCCAGCAGCUCCUCGCAUCUCUACCAGAAUCUGCUAAGGAGCAGCUCUGGAGAGACACCCGGCAGUGGAGCGGCGGGCUCCUCAGCGGGCACCAACUGUGAUUACCGGCACGAGAGCAACCAGAAUGGGCUGGAAGACUCGCCGCGGCGGCAUAGCUCCAUGGACCAGUUGAUCGGUCUGCUCAAUGACAUGGGAAAGUCUUCGCGGACACGCAGCCUCAGCGAUGGUGGCACCCAGGACGACGAAGAAGUGGAGAAGGAGGCGCAACCCGAUCUGCUGAACAACACACCUCCUGUGCCGCCGAAGCGUUCGCACAAGCGUCGCCACACGCCGCCCAGGCCCAUCUCCAACGGACUGCCGCCCACACCCAAGGUGCAUAUGGGCGCCUGCUUCUCGAAGAUAUUCAAUGGCUGCCCCCUGCGAGUGCACUGUACCGCCUCGUGGAUCCAUCCAGAGACGCGGGACCAGCACCUGUUGAUCGGCGCCGAGGAGGGCAUCUACAACCUGAAUAUGAACGAGCUCCACGACGCGGCCAUCGACCAGCUGUUCCCGCGCCGCACCACCUGGCUGUAUGUGAUCAAGGACGUCCUAAUGAGUCUGUCUGGCAAGUCCUGCCAGCUGUACAGGCACGAUCUGGUGGCUCUGCAUUCCAAGCAGACGGUACGAUUCUCGCUGCACAUGAACAAGAUCCCCGAGCGGCUGGUGCCCAGGAAGUUUGCCCUCACCACCAAGGUGCCAGACACAAAGGGCUGCACCCAGUGCUGCGUUACAAGGAACCCCUACAACGGAUACAAGUAUCUGUGCGGGGCGACGCCCAGCGGCAUCUUCCUGAUGCAGUGGUACGAUCCGCUGAACAAGUUCAUGCUGUUGAAGCAGUGCGAGUGGCCGGCCAUCAGCAUCCUGGGCGGAGGUCACGGCUGCGUUCAGAACGGACACACGCCCGUCUUCGAGAUGAUCAUCACGCCGGAGCUGGAGUACCCCAUUGUGUGCACGGGAGUGCGCAAGGCGAUGAACGGCUGCCUCAAGCUGGAGCUGAUCAACAUGAACAGUGCCAGCUGGUUCCACUCGGAGGACCUGGAGUAUGACGCCAUGGCCACGAUGGUGCCGCGACGCGACCUCCUGAAGGUGGUGCGUGUGCACCAGGUGGAGAAGGACGCCAUUCUCGUCUGCUAUGGCAAUGUGAUGCAGGUGGUCACGCUCCAAGGCAACCCCAAGCAGCACAAGAAGAUGGUAUCGCAGCUUAACUUUGACUUUAACGUAGACAGUAUUGUUUGCUUACCAGACAGCGUUUUGGCAUUCCACAAGCACGGCAUGCAGGGGAAGUCGCUGCGCAAUGGUGAGGUGACGCAGGAGAUCAAGGACAUGAGUCGCACCUACCGGCUGCUGGGCAGCGACAAGGUUGUUGCCUUGGAGAGUCAGCUGCUUAGGACUGGCUCCCUGGGCAGUGAGGAGGGACACGAUCUGUACAUUUUGGCCGGCCACGAGGCCAGUUACUAGGCGCCCGCAUAAUCCACUUGUUAUAUUUUAAAUAUAAUACGCUACACAAUACGUUUUAAUGGCAAGCAGGCGCCGUCGUCGUCGUCGUCAACUAAUAACUGUAAUUUAAUUACUCGUAGAACUAAGAAUUGGAUUACUGAUGAUAGAUGGAUGGUAUAUGAUAGACGAUAGAUGAUAGAUGAUAGAGCCACUUACAUACACUUACAUGUCGAGAGUUCGAUAGCUACUUAGCGCAAUUUUAUCGCACGUAGAGGCAGCAUCCAUACGCAAGAGAUCCCACACAACCAAUACACAGAAGAGUCUUAAUCCCAAUUCAUUGCGCUAUUCUUUGCCGAUACACUCGAUAUAAAUACAUACAAUACAUACAUUAGAUACUCGUAAGUCUCACAGUCUGCGUCUGCUACGUUGAUUCCGUUGUAGUUCUAUUUUUGUAUUACAAAGAAAUGCUUUAAUUUAUACAACUAACUUUAAUGACCUACCCUACGGUAAUCAAUAGUUAUGUUAGAGAUUUGUGUACACGUUUCACAAAGCCAAUAAAUACGUUUAUAAAUAGUCAGCUACGGGCGAAAGCAACAGAAUCCAAUUAUACAUAUUUAUAAACACGCAAUUAUAUUUACAUACAUACAUUACGAGAUCCACUAAGGCAAUUAGAAACUAAUAAAUAUUACAUAGUCUUUAGCAAUUGUAAAUCGCAAUGUUUUUAGGUGGUUAAAUCUGCUUUUGAAUUGGCUCAAUAACGAAAUUGGUAGGAUUCGAUGCGAUCUGUUGCACAUCGUGAGAAGGGUAUGAAUGAAUGACGAGUAUUUAGGAAUGCAAAGCAGAUACGGUUUGUUGGGAAACAAAAAUAGAAAUUAAGACUUUUCUAAACUAAUAACACACAGAAAUUACAUGCAAAUUGAACAUAUAAACUAAAUGGCUGAAACGGCCCCUUUCUGUAUUGUGUGUUAAACUGAUUGUCGUAGUCACGUUUUUAGGCUAUACGAAAUCAAAAAAGAAAACUUUCCGAACAGCACAUUACGUCUUCAGUUGUAAAAAUAUUCUCUAGAUCUUAAGUUAUUUAGUUCUUAUGACAAAGCGUAAAACCGAAAAUUAUAAACUAAUACAAAAAAAA
Messenger RNA from Drosophila pseudoobscura, 5465 nucleotides. RefSeq names its product MAP4K3-like protein hppy (gene hppy). NCBI's taxonomy places the organism in Eukaryota, Metazoa, Arthropoda, Insecta, Diptera, Drosophilidae. Gene Ontology annotation, cellular component: cytoplasm. Gene Ontology annotation, molecular function: ATP binding; MAP kinase kinase kinase kinase activity. Gene Ontology annotation, biological process: protein phosphorylation; intracellular signal transduction. The record is from RefSeq and is a predicted model, not a curated record. The coding region runs from base 584 to 4354 and encodes 1256 amino acids. The transcript is spliced from 14 exons.